Canis lupus familiaris (dog) is the source of this 4167-nucleotide messenger RNA. It is a transcript of the gene RAB15, whose product is annotated as RAB15, member RAS oncogene family. Gene Ontology annotation, biological process: Rab protein signal transduction. The record is from RefSeq and is a predicted model, not a curated record. Bases 1097 to 1669 code for a protein of 190 amino acids. The transcript is spliced from 7 exons. Lineage: Eukaryota; Metazoa; Chordata; Mammalia; Carnivora; Canidae. Gene Ontology annotation, molecular function: GTPase activity; GTP binding.
CGCCUCACCUGUUCUACGGACGUGACUGUUUCCACCGAGUCGUCCUGCAACCGCUCCCGCGCGUGCUCGGGCCUCAGACUGUACAGCGGCUCUGACCAGACAGGGGAGGAAGAUGGAGGGCAAUAGUAGGUGAAGGAACUCGGAGAAGCCAUGGUCAGGAGAGCAGCGGGCGGUGUAUAGGACUCCCUUCGUCAAACAACAACGCGCAUUGAAACUCAAGCGGGCUAAAGCGCUACGGAGAGCGGGUCGAGUCAAAAAGACUUUGAACGCGAAUCGCUCUCCACCCACCCACACAGCUUCGGGGAGAGGGUUACUGGGAUGCUGCUGCCCCCCAUUGGGCAAGAGGAGCUGCUGCAGGAGGCUCAGCUGCCUGGAGCGCACGGAAGGACGGAUGGGUCUCUCCAAUCUGGAUUUCAUUUCCGAGAGAUGGUGUAGGACUCCUCGGGUCGUUGUGCAAAUUAACACACGCAGGCACGCACACUUCGACAUUGUGCUAAUUGUCGCCUAAUUGCAAUGGCAGUCGUUCGCAGUUUCGGAUGCCCAAGAACUGUGAAACUCAAAAAACAUUUUUUGACACAUCUCCUGACUCAGACACACUAUCGCUAAUAGAAUUACUGUGCACCUUUGGGUGCGUGGGAGCCGCCCAGGAGAAACCGUCGGCUUCUCAACGAGGGAAUUGCCUUCUCGGUACUCAGGGAUGGAGGGAAGAGGCAUUGUAGUUGUCUCCUAUUGUCCCCCAGGGAGCCACAAUACAGUAGUAGGGUCUAAAGCGCAGUAAAAGGAACAAGUAUAAGUGAAACGACAAAGGAAAUACUCGUUUAUCAGGCAGUUUUUUAGGGAGCACCUACUAUAUGUCAAACAGUGUGCUAGGCCCUAGGUAUACAAAAGUGAACAAAACAAACAAGCUCCCUGCCCCUAGGAACCUUAUAGUCUAGUGGAAUUGACAGAAUUAAUGAAUGAACGCAAUAAUAUAUGAAGACUUGCCAUAAAUGGUAUGAAAGAAAAUAACAGUCUACAAGAGACUGAAAGGAGGACUGGACUAAUUAGAUUGGGUGGUCAGGCCAAGCCCCUCUGAGGCCUCUCUUAGACCCAAAGGAUGACAAGGAGCCAUCCACAUGAACAAUAUGGGGAAGAGCUCCCUAGAGGAAGCAACAGCGUGGAUUUUAAGAUGAAGACCAUAGAGGUAGAUGGCAUCAAAGUGCGGAUACAGAUCUGGGACACAGCGGGGCAGGAGAGAUAUCAGACCAUCACAAAGCAGUACUAUCGACGGGCCCAGGGAAUAUUUUUAGUCUACGACAUUAGCAGCGAGCGCUCUUACCAGCACAUCAUGAAGUGGGUCAGUGAUGUGGAUGAGUAUGCACCAGAAGGUGUCCAGAAGAUCCUUAUAGGGAAUAAGGCUGAUGAAGAGCAGAAGCGCCAGGUGGGAAGAGAGCAGGGGCAGCAGCUGGCUAAGGAGUACGGCAUGGACUUCUACGAAACAAGUGCCUGCACCAACCUCAACAUUAAAGAGUCUUUCACGCGGCUGACAGAGCUGGUGCUGCAGGCCCACAGGAAGGAGCUGGAUGGUCUCCGGACACGUGCCAGCAAUGAGUUGGCACUGGCCGAGCUGGAGGAGGAUGAGGGCAAACCUGAGGGCCCAGCGAACUCUUCGAAAACCUGCUGGUGCUGAAGGUCCUGUGUGGUGCCCCUGCCGAUCCCCGUCCCCUCAGGAGGCCUGCGGCAGACAGGGAGUCGGGCUUUGCCCUGCUUCUCCUCUCACUCGGGUGACCCUGUGGAAUGCCAGUAGCUGCUACUCCCCUGCCUGGCCCUGAGAGCAGCCCUGCUGUCAUCUCUGAGCAGCCUCUGCCCCCUGUCCUCCAGCCUGAAGGGCUCCCCUCAGCCCAUUUCCCUGCCACGGGCCUGCCAUGAGCCCCCAGGAUGUUACGGGCACCGUCGCACUGCCCUGAGCUCCCCAGACAGUGGCCACGUCUGGAGUGAGGCCACUUUAAGGCUCCUUCUUUCUCAGUGCAUCUUGUCCCCCCCUCUCUGCUUUUCCUCUCUUCCUUCCACUUCUCUUUCUUGUCCCCUUCCCCUCCAGUGCAUCCUGAAUCAAAGCCCCUCCCUCCUCUUUCCCUCUGUGUCCUACCGUGUGGCUGCCGAUACUGCUUCUUUGUUUCCUUUCUUCCUAACCCUGUCCAAGGGAAUGGACUCAGGCUCAUGGGGUUGUUCCAUACUCUUCUUCUGGGAGAACCCCCCCACCCUGCUUUGUGAAGGGGCCAAAGCCUCGGGGGUGCUUCUUCCUCUCUUUCCCUCCCCACCAUCCCUUCUCGUGCUGUGGGCCUGCCUCGCCAGUGAUCUGGGAAAGUGGAACAUCAAGGUAGGAAGGAAGCACUGAACUGGCAGUCCUCAAGACCGGGACUGUCCCACCCUUCCCUGCCUGCCCCCCACCCACUCCCAGCUUUGGCCUUGCUUGGCUGCCUGCCCACCUGCACUUUGAGGGAAGUGAGCUCAGAAGCAGGUGCUUCAGAGAAGAAAAGAAAAUGUUGAGGGGAGGCAGGGAUCAAAAGUCACCUCCGUUCUCUACCUCCCAUGCAGUGUGUACACAGUUUCUUCCCACCCGGGCUCCCGGAUUUAAAUAAAGGUGUGUACCAAAGCCUCAGGGCGCCACAGGGGCGAGCAAAGCCCGGGGGGGCCAGUGAUAUUGACAAGCCAACCACGCACCCCAGAAAGGGGAGUGUUUGGUAAUGAAGGGCUAGCCCCUGUAUAUCAGGAUGAAGCAAAGGAGAGGAGGCCAGAGACAGUAUUGUGCAAACCAGAGGGGCAUAUGGCAGCGACUUCCCUUUCUCUGUAAGGAGGGCACUUCCCCACAGCCUCCUGGCAGGUGAAAGGUGACAUGGCCACUGAACCCAGCCUUCAGCUCCUGAGCUUUUCUUGAGCCUCCGAGUCUGGGGAGGAAGGGCAGGGACUUCACGGGGAGAGAGAGAGAGAAGGCCCUGGAUAGAAAUGCUUGGUGCUGUUCUCUUCAGCCUUCCAGACAAAGUGCUCCUUUGCCCCUCUAGCUCCUUGACCAGGAGCCACCUGCACUGUGGCUACAAGAGGGAAGUGGACUCCCUCCUCCAGAGCUCUUUGUUCCGGAAGAAGUUUGUUUCUUUAACCCCACAUGGCCCAAUGGUGGCUUGAAGUUGGCGUUUUAAAGAAGGAACAAGUCAGUUCUGGGCCCUGGCAGGGUUCCUCCCCACCUUCCCAGGGUUGGAGGCUCAUUCUUAAGCUGCAGAUUAGCUAAUCACAUGGCUAGGGCUGGAGCAAAAGCAAAGAACCAGGCCCUGAACACUCACCAACGAAGACCCAAAGUCCAGGGCACACACAUGUGAAGGAUGAAGAGCCCCACUUCCUUAUUCCUCAAAAAAAAAAAAAAAAAAAAAAAAAGUGGGGAAGAAAUCACCAAACCUUUCCUCCUGACUUUGCCAGAGUAGGAGAAGGUAGCUCAGGAUGUAGGAACAGGGAUAGGCUAACAUAGUGGAAGGAAAAGGAGGGCAAGAAUAGUUAUAAAUUGUUAUUAAUGAGAAACUUAGCAGACUUUUUAGGAUGAAGUCAUGACUAUGGCUGGGAUGCUUCCUUGAGGACUGACUCCUCAGGUGUCAGGACACAGCAUCACACUGAGGUUGGGGAGACAGUGACGCCAGCCCUUGGAGUGCCUGCAGCCAGGGGCUUCAAAAAGCAGACGUGCUGGCCCUUGGCUCCACCCUGUGGGUCAGUGUUGCUGUAUUUUGGAAGGGAAAACACGGGGUGGAGAUUUUAUGAACUGAGCAGCCCCAAUCCAUCAGGGCCACAGCUGGGGAGAGGCACGGGAGCAGGAGGGUUGGAGCUUUAGGGGCAGCUACGCUCACCAGGUAUCACAGUUGGCAUCGCACCCCUAAACUUCUCCAGUCCAGGAGGUGGCCUGGGAUCUGGCAUUAGGCCCAGACUGUUGAGCAGGCGCUCCUGCCUGUUUGCUCCUCACCACCUCUGCACCUGCUCUCUUGAGACUCAGCCCGACCCCAGGCAUCCCACCUGCUGCCAAGCCCCCACCAUCUCCCUGUGACGGGUGAACUUCGUGUACUGUGUCUCGGGUUCAAUGUAUGAAUUGUGAGCAGGGUUCAUCUAUUUUAAACACAGAUGUUUACAAAAUAAAGAAUAUUUCAAACCACA